Messenger RNA from Fusarium venenatum, 453 nucleotides. The record is from RefSeq and is a predicted model, not a curated record. NCBI's taxonomy places the organism in Eukaryota, Fungi, Ascomycota, Sordariomycetes, Hypocreales, Nectriaceae.
AUGUCUACCGCCAACAUCAAACAAAAUAUCGAAGCCACGACCAAAGGCUACGUUUCGUCGUUUGUCGACGCGAGAGCUGAAAACAAUCCUCGGAUCGUAAACCGCAAUACGUCCCCCAAUUGCCUUCGAAGCAUGCUUCCCUCCAUUCUGGGAGGUGGAGGCACAAUGCCAAACGAAGCGUACGAAGCUAUCUUCGCCAACGGCCUCCAAGCCGGCGGAAUGAACUCUGUCAACAUUACUGAUUUGGUCAUUGAUGAAGACGCGCGUAAAGCUGCUGUUACUGCUGUCGCCGAUAUGGUAUUUUUGGGAGAGAAGAGCAAUAUGGACUUUUCAUGGUUUUUGCAUUUCAACGAGGAUGGGACCAAGAUCGUAAAGAUCGUUGAAUUUGUUGACUCUUUGACAUUUACUGGACUUCAGCAGAAGAUGGCUGGAGCGGGUAAGCAGAGUGAAUAA